Molecule: messenger RNA, 3346 nt
Organism: Daldinia loculata
Lineage: Eukaryota; Fungi; Ascomycota; Sordariomycetes; Xylariales; Hypoxylaceae
Exons: 2
Coding region: 146-2602 (818 amino acids)
Biological process (GO): carbohydrate metabolic process
Source: RefSeq, a predicted model, not a curated record
AGAAGCAGAGGAAUAUUGGUCAACUGCGGUCACCUGCGGUUAACUUUACUACUAGCAACCUCUUACAUCUUAUCCUUCUUCAUCUUCCCACUAAAGAUCCAACCUACAAGCUCUCGCGUGAUUCUGUUAGUCAACUUAGGUCAAGAUGAUGUCAGCACAGCUCCAGCAGCCUGAGAAGGCUGGAGCGAAGUUGUCAGCUUCCGAGAGCAACUCGAGUAACACAGAUAUCUCGUCUGGGGCAGGACCGGCAGGACAGCCCAUUACUGAGCUCAAGCCACUUAGAAACCGUGCCCGAGAUAGCAAGAGCCCCUACGUACGAGCGCACUCCGAUAGUCCGGUUGCCUGGCAACUCCUAGACGACGAUGCGAUUAGCCGGGCAAAGAAAGAGAACAAAUUGAUGUUCCUUAGUAUCGGCUUCCUCGCGUCUCAUUACUGCCAUAUUACGAGGCAAGAGUCUUUUUCUAACCCCAAAGUCGCAUCUCUACUCAACGAGAGUUUCGUGCCCAUUCUAAUCGAUCGUGAGGAACGACCCGAUAUCGAUAACAUAUACAUGAGCUAUAAUCAGUCUCUCAGUGGGAGCGGAGGUUGGCCACUAAAUGUCUUCCUCACUCCAGAGCUGGAACCCGUCUUCAGCGGGACUUAUUGGGCCGCGCCUGGUGUCCAGGACGACGUGAGCGCGGAAAAUGACGGCGUUGAGAAGCCCCUCGACUGGCUUGUCGUUAUUAAGAAGGUCCUCGCUUCCUGGUUGGACGAAGAGUCUCGUGUUCGCGAAGAGGCAAAAAAGAUGAUGGUCGAGUUGAGCCAUCUCUCGGCGGAGGGUACUCUGAACCACGCAGGGAAUGAUUUCUUGGCGUCUAACUCUUCUACUCAAGUAGAAACAGCUACUUCAAGUUCUGAUCAUCCCCGUGAAGUUUAUGGUGAGGUCGACUUGGACCAGAUCGAAGAGGCAUACGAGCGGAUCACAAAGACCUUUGACCCCAUGUUCGGUGGCUUCGGCCUCGAGGAUAAGUUCUUAACACCGGCAAAGCUCUCUCUACUUCUAAGAGCUACCCGAUUCCCGAAAGUCGUCCAGGAUGUAGUCGGACCAAACGACUGUAAAUACAUUAGUGGUAUGGGCUUGCAUACCCUUCGAAGGAUUGCAAACGGCGCGGUGCAUGAUCAUAUAGGGGGCGGUUUCCAUCGAUAUUCUAUUACUAGGGACUGGUCAUUGCCAGCCUUCGAAAAGAUGCUGAUAGACAAUGCCCUGCUCCUCGGUCUCUUCUUAGAUGCUUGGCUUUUGUCUGGAGGCACUAAGGACGGCGAAUUUGCUGAUGUGGUGACUGAAGUUGCCGAUUACAUCGUUAGCGAUAGAAUGCUGUCACCAAAUGGCGGAUUUUUCACCAGCGAGGCAGCGGAUUCGUAUAACCGAAAGGGAGAUAAAGUCAUGCAGAAUGGAGCCUACUACUUGUGGACUAGGAAGGAGUUUGACGCCAUUGUUGGCGAUGAACAAGAUAGCGCGAUCGCGGCCGCGUACUGGAACGUCCAGGAGCAUGGCAACGUCGACCGCGAAUACGAUCCUCACGAUGAGUUCCUCAACCAAAAUGUCCUCCAUAUCGUUAAGAACUCUACGAGGCUAAGUAAGCAGCUCGGGAUCUCGGAAGGCGAAGUAAAGCAGCGAAUCCAAGCUGCUAAGGCGAAGUUACGCUCUCAUCGGCAGAAAGAACGGGUUCAUCCAGAGGUUGACACUAAAAUUGUUACAGCGUACAAUGGCAUGGCAAUUGCUGCGCUGACACGAACAGCUUCAGCUUUAAUUAGUACCGAUGCUGAUGUAUCAAGACAAGGGCAAAGGUAUUUACAAGUAGCCAAGAAUGCAGCUCGAUUCAUUAAGAACGUGCUCUGGGAUAGCAACAAGAAAGUCCUCUAUAGAGUAUAUUCUGCCGGCCGAGCAUAUAUCGAGGCAUUUGCAGAGGAUUACGCUUUGUUGAUUGAGGGACUCAUUGAACUCUACCAAGCUACGGCCGACGAGUCGUGGCUUGAAUGGGCUGAUGAGUUACAGCAGCUUCAGAUCAAACUUUUCUACGAUAAUCCUACACCAACACCUACGACGGCAAACGCUAGAUGCGGGGCCUUCUACUCCACGACUUUGGGUGCGCCGCACACGCUGCUCCGCAUAAAGGACGCUAUGGAUACCUCGCAGCCGUCCGUCAACGCAGUGUCUGUGUCGAAUCUCUUCAGGCUGGGUGGGCUCCUAGGCGACGAGCAGUAUACCUAUCUAGCAAAGGAAAGCGUCAAUGCCUUUGGUGUCGAGAUGUUGGAGCAUCCAAACCUGUUCCCUGGCUUGCUGUGCGGCAUCAUACCCUGGAAACUAGGUGGCCAGCACUGGCUCGCAGUUGGGGAGAAGCCCGUACUUGAGAAAUUAAGGGCAUUCUAUAAGGCGCCCCGCGCGGCCUUAUUCACGCUUCGCUAUUAUGCUCCAGGAAAACCAAAUACAUGGCUUAACAAACGAGACUCCCGGGUCUCAACCUUCCCACGAGAACAAGGCGUGUACAAUAGGUCUCCGGAUGGCACGUAUCGCAAGUUAGGUCAGAAUGACCUACUCCUGUUCGACCCAGCCCACGACUAGGUACCCUACGGCUGGGGGGCUCCCACGAAAAGAAUAUCGAAUAAGUAUUAGUGGAAAACGUAUCUAGAGAUGCAUGAGAUGAAGGUUUCUCUUUUUCGCCUUGGGAGGGAGCAUGGAUCGAGGUAGAUACUAGGGGGGCGUCUACGGUACAAGGCUUACGGGGAUAGGUUCACGUGUGUGUUAUAUUAUUUUCUGCAUUGCUUGGCGAUUAAUUGGUUGGUUGCAUAUGUGCAUGAGGUCUGGGGGGGGGGGGGCUUUUGCAUCGGAUAAACGUUAGUGUUACGUCGCGUUUUUGAUGUUCUCGUGACACGUAUGUGGUUCGAGAUCUAUCUUUUGAGAGAAGUUCGUUGGGGUGACUCUAAGGAGGCUAUCUAUUUACCUCAGAGUUGAUCGUCGUAGGAGUGUUAGUAUGUGUGGUAUGGAAAGGAGGUUUGAGCAUUUGGGUCCUUAGCAACCUAAUGUUUCGAAAAAGGGGCGAGUGCAGAAAGACCCAUGGCAUGUGCUGUUUCGUUCCUUGCUACUUCACUAUUCUAUAUUGACGCCUGCCAUUCUAUCAGGCUAGAAACGGUUCAUCAAGUUCUUGUCCUGUCGAUGGUUACCUGUAACUAAGGUAGUCUUUAGCUUGAAUAGCUAUGAGUACACGCGAUUUCAAAUAACCCCCUUCAAGUAAAUAAACGAGUUAUAGCAAUGGAAGCUUUUGAAUCAAGUCCGAAUAAGUAUCAAGUACCAAGUAGACACCAACUG